This is a messenger RNA of Syngnathus acus (greater pipefish), 3902 nucleotides long. It is a transcript of the gene ddhd1a, whose product is annotated as DDHD domain containing 1a. The record is from RefSeq and is a predicted model, not a curated record. Gene Ontology annotation, molecular function: glycerophospholipase activity; metal ion binding. NCBI's taxonomy places the organism in Eukaryota, Metazoa, Chordata, Actinopteri, Syngnathiformes, Syngnathidae. The transcript has 14 exons. The coding region runs from base 299 to 2881 and encodes 860 amino acids. Gene Ontology annotation, cellular component: cytoplasm.
AGCUGUCAAGGUUGGAACGCGCACCACUGGGCUGGCUCCACUGACAAUGGACUACAACGUCCACCUAUACUGCGUUUGAAUAUUGCGGAAGAAACUCCACGAGGACGUUUGAAAGUAACAAACUGCUCGCCAGGCUGGAUGAAAGCACCUCAUGGAUACCAGUUAAAAUAAAAGGUUUGAAGAGAGAGAGAACCGUAGACUCGCUGAUAAGAUCGCCUCGGGCUUCGACCGGCUUCGUUAGCCGCGGCUAGCCCGUUAGCUACCAAGCUAGAGUGAUGCUAAGUGAACUCAAAUAGUUAUGAACAAUAAUGACUUAACGUCUUUGAAAGAGAAACUAUGUCAUCUGGAGGGAGUGACGGCGGUUAAUAACAACCAUCAAACGUGGCACUCGGUUGGUAGUAAUGCGUGCGAGUGCUGUCAAGACAUGAGCCCCAUGAACGAAACCGAGAUGUCAUCCGUCCAGCCCGGACUAGGGGCGCCGGACGACCGGGACGGGCUCCGGCUGCGAGAAGAUCUCGACUGCACACCUGCCACCUCAUUCUACUUAGGCGACGUUAACGGCGAGGGCCCGCUAUUCGAGAGACGGAAGCGGUCGCGAUCCAACCUUUCCAGGCACCACUUCAGCGAAGUGGUGGCCGAGUUAGGUCCCGAGGAGGUGCGCUGGUUCUACAAGGAAGACAAGAAGACGUGGAAGCCAUUCGUGGGACAUGAUUCGCUUAACAUCGAGCUCAUGUAUCGGAAAUACAUCGAGCUCCAUCCCGGUGCUGCAAGUCUCCCAGUGGACGUCCAGGAGGUGGACGUAGAAAUAUCAGCGGAAACGCGGACCGUGGACGUCCUCGGAGACCGGGGGUCCUUGGACACAUCUACGCCGUCCAUGAGCACGGAUGAGAGGGACACUGAUGUCCACGUUCAACCCGUCUGUGUGCGGGGCGGACUCUAUGAAGUGGACGUCAGAGAGGGAGGAUGCUAUCCUGUUUAUUGGAAGCAGCAAGACCACAUUCCUGUGUUGCGAGGCCAGUGGUUCAUCGACGGCACGUGGCUGCCCCUAGAGGAGGACGAGGGCGAUCUUAUCGAAUGCGAGCACCUCAGUCACUUUCGCGGGCAGCAGACGCAGGACACCUUCGACGCCAGCGACAUGGUCGUCAGGACCGUCGACAGUAAAGACGUCCUCUCCCACCUGCCCCCUUUCUACCUGCCCUUUCUGUUCAAAUGGAGCGGCUAUCAGACCAGCCCUAGAACAACAUGUCACAAGCGCAAACGCUGCCAAGCCAUCCACAGCUUGAAGCUGAGUCGGACCCACGUGGACUGGCACAGCGUGGACGAGGUCUACCUCUACAGUGACGCCACCACAUCGAAAAUCGCUCGCACUGUCACGCAGAAACUGGGCUUCUCGAAAGCCUCCAGCAGCGGAACACGGCUACACCGCGGUUACGUGGAGGAGGCCUCUCCGGAGGACAGACCCCCGCGGACCACACACAUUGUCUUUGUGGUCCACGGCAUCGGGCAGAAGAUGGACCAGGGACGCAUCAUCAAAAACACGGGAAUGUUGCGGGAAGGUGUGAGGAAGAUGGAAGAGAAGCACCUUUCAGAGCACAAUGAUGAGCAUGUGGAAUUCCUUCCGGUGGAGUGGCGCUCCAAACUGGCCCUAGAUGGAGAUACGGUGGACUCCAUUACGCCGGAUAAGUUGAGAGGCCUGCGAGACCUUCUCAACAGCAGCGCCAUGGACAUCAUGUACUACAACAGUCCUCUCUACCGUGACGAGAUCACGAAAGGACUGACUCAGGAGUUGAAUCGACUCUACAGCCUGUUUUGCUCGCGCAACCCUGAUUUCGAGGAGAGGGGGGGCAAAGUGUCCAUCGUGUCGCACUCGCUGGGUUGCGUGAUCACGUACGACAUCAUGACGGGCUGGGACCCCGUGCGCUUCUGCAUCCAGGAGCACCAUGCCGUGGAGGAGGAGCUGCACAAGCACUGGACCUCGUACGAGGAGAGGCAUCUGCUGGAGCAGCUACGCUACACCAGGAACAGAUUACGAGAGCUGGAGAAUCAACUUUUAACACUGGAAGCCUCCAAACCGUCAGCACCUCCUGCUCUCAAAUUUAAGGUGGAAAACUUCUUCUGCAUGGGUUCUCCUCUGGCCGUCUUCCUGGCACUGAGGGGCACUCGGCCUGGCACCAGUUGCCACCAGGACCACAUCCUUCCGACGUCCAUCUGCAGCCGCCUCUUCAACGUCUUCCACCCGACGGACCCCGUGGCCUACAGACUGGAACCGCUCAUCCUUAAACACUACAACAAUAUUGCACCAGUGCAAAUACAUUGGUGUAGCGCCACCAACCCGGCGCCUUACGACGAGUUGCGACCCACUUUCCUCAACUUGACUAAGGAGCCCACGUCCGACACGGAGAGCAUCCCCAGUCCCAGUACUUCUCCCGUCCUACCCCGGAGACACUACGGCGAGUCCAUCACCAACUUAGGCAAGGCCAGCAUCAUGGGAGCGGCGAGUAUCGGGAAGGGCAUCGGCGGCAUCCUCUUCUCCCGCUUCUCUCGCUCCAACAGCCAACCCUCGGUCUCCGCGGCACUGGAGGGCGGCUCCAACGCUGAAGACAACGAGCAGCAGCAUAAACGCACCGAGAGCCAGUCGGCGUACGGGCUCUCCACCAUGGCCCCGCUCACCUCGCCCACUGCAGACGUGUCAUUGGAGCUGGAGCGCCGCAUCGACUUUGAGCUACGUGAGGGCCUGGUGGAAAGUCGUUACUGGUCAGCCGUCACGUCGCACACGGGCUACUGGUGCUCGCACGACAUCGCCCUCUUCCUGCUCACUUUCAUAUACCAGCAGAGGAAGACACCCGCCGACCCAGGAGGAGACAUCCCCGAACCUGACUGAAUAUCAAUUCUGACUUUUAUGCACACGGAUAUUUUUCUUAUGAUCUAGUUCUGUGAACCAAUAAGCUGACUUCAAUUAGUUUCAUUCCAGUACAGUCAAACCUCCAAAGUGGAGCAAAACUUUAGAGGGGCCACCGUUAGUACAUUUAGUGUAGACCUUGGAACUACUGUAGCUAAAUAGCAUAUCAUGUAGUCUGAAGCCUUCGUGACACACCUGCCUGUUGGAAUACAUUGGUUCGCUUUUUGAAACCAUGCAGGAUUUAAAAAGAUGAAAUGCAAAAUUGGGGCAUUAUAUUAUUUUUAAUCACCAUUUGCAAGUAGAUUACUGCCAGUAACGGCUGACUGGGUCAUCGACGGGACGUUAGAGUAGAAGUUAUUACCAUUUUGUGUUUUUGGGCGAGACGUCAAACUUCGCCAGCAUGUUCAACGCACAUAUUUGUCCUUGAAAGUGACUUUUGAGAAUUGAGCAUGAAAUGUUUGCUUCGGCCCAAAAUCGACUUCCUGUCUUUUCGGGCAUAUGGCUUCUUGUGACCUUUUUGAGUCUACUCAUCGUACAAAAUUUCAUAUCGCCAAGUGACACUGGCUUCAGGACUGAAUUUCCGAAAUCUCUUAGUCCAUCUUAACAGGAGUGAAUCGGUUCUGUGCUGCUUCUUCACAAACAAGGGCUGACGCACUGUUGUUUAUUAGUGUCCUAGAUCAAUCACAUGUUUUCUGUUGACUGAAAGCCACGCUGCCUUCCUGGAAGUUAAAUCGAAGCACACCACUGGAUUUGAACAAUGAUAGUAUAUUUUUUAUGAACAAAGACAGAUGAAAGAAAUUACUCCCUAUUAUGUUUAUUAUCAAGCAAUAGAUGCCAUUAGAUGGGCUGGAAAGGCGGAUGCGCAUUCAAAGUGUGAUUUGUGACCCCGCCCUGUGCAAUAACAGCAACAAAUGCCUGUAAAUGGAUCCUAACCUCCAUCCAAAGCACUGUAACUAUUUAUUCUGUCAUUAAAGGGCAUUCCUUAUUUUUGGAAUACAACUUA